UCCUAGUGAAGUUUACCUCAGUGGAGUGUGUUUUCUUUAUCAGAGUCCUCCUGCGGACACACAUGCACACUGCAACUCAGGUGUUGGCGGAUUGGAUGUGUGUAAAAUAAUAAACUUCAGGUGAGAAAGAGGACCCUAAUGCAGAAAUGAGUGACCAUCUCCUCAACCCACUGACCGUCAUAUGUGCGGGAUCCUGCUUCGCCUUCUCUGGCCUGUUUUAUAAACUAUAUUCAGAUAAAAGACAAGAAGUGCAGAAGCUGAAGGAGAUUCCAAACUUUCAAGCAGACCAUCACCUGCUCAGGAUUCUCAAUGCGUCGUCCAACAAGAGACUUCAUUAUGUUGCCGUAGAAGGAUUGGUGCAGGCCAUCGGAGAGCCCAUUUCCAGCCAGUUCGUUCCACGCUGUCAUGGUGUCAUCCAAAAGAUUACUGUGCACGAGCACUGGAAAUACUGGAACUCUGCUCUAAAAACAUGGGUCUCCAAAAAAGUGAACAAGCAGCAGACCACCAACACCGUGCCCUUCAGUUUGGUCCAGCCCGGCGCAUACAUCAGCGAGGUCUCGGUGCGCGUGGAUUCUCCGCUGGAGGCGAGCGGCGAUUACCUGGAGCAGGUGCACAAGCGGCUCAGACAAGCCAAAGAGGGGCUGAUGGACGCAGUCGUGCGAGAGCUGAGCGGGGAGAAGCCUGUGGCCCUAGAGGAGCGAGAGGAGCUGCUGCAUGUGGGAUCGGCCCUCACCGCAUUCGGGGAGCUGGUUCUGGAGCAGGACAAGAUCAUGAGGCUACAGCCGCCCAAAGACGGCCGCAGCUACGUCCUGAUCCCCGGUGAUUACAAGAGCUUCAUACAGCGGCGCGAGAACAGCGCUAACAUGUGGAAAGGCUUGACGGCGCUGUUCGGAAUAACGGGGUUUGCGCUCGUAGCUGGUUUCAUCCACGGUGCUGUUAAUCAGGAUAAAAAGAACUAGCUGACUGAGUCAUGAUAGUUUUUGAAUAAGAUAAUUAACUUUGUGUCAUAAAUCAUGGGCAUGAAAACAGCUAUGUAUAAUUUUGCCAAUGAAAAUAUUUUUCAAGCCUUGUACACUUUAAGGGAUCCAAACUGUCUUUAUAUCUGCGUUUCAUUUUUUAUGAAUCCAAAAUAAUAUCAGCUCCAUUCUGCUUGACUAAUUUACCAAUAUUAAAAGUCAUUCAUAACUCUUGUGUUCAUGUCGACUUCACUUUAAUUCUGUUGUGGUCUUUCAGUCAAGGUUCACAAAAAAAAACAAAUGGUAUCUCAAAAUGAAUAUUCCAGACAUUCAUAACCAAGUAACCUAUAUAAAUCAUUUAUUAUCAAAAGGGUCUGUAUGUCAUAAAUUAAGAUGUUUAAGACGAGUGACAGACAAAGGUUUAAAGGGUCGCAAUAGGUCUUUCCCUUGCUUUACUUUUAUAAGUAUGGACAUGUUAUUUUAUAGUCAUAGAAUGUUAUUUUGAAACAAGUAUUUUUCUUAUCUAUAAAAUUCAAUGGGGUUCAAUGUUGUUUGUCCUUCAGAAUAUCAUUUUUGUGUUCCGUAGGAGAAAUGCACAUUUGGAACAUGACGGUAAAUUAAAGGUGCUGUAUGUAAUUAUUUUGACUGUACUAAAGCAUAAAAUACCAUAAUAUAUUUGUAGAUAUUUAGGAAACGUUAAGUUCUCUGAAAACAAUGCUACAGGCAGCUAUUCUACUUCGAAAUGUGCGUUCCAUGUCAGAAUGUCUGUUUUUGUUUUGGUCUGUGACUCCGCCCACUGCCAGUUUAACCAAUAGUAUUUGACACCUAGGGUUGCCAGUUGUAGCCAUGGAAGCCUGCAAACAAACUGAUUCAGAGAUUGCAGAUUCUAUCCAACAUAAAAAGCCUCUGCAUCCAUUUAAUAAGCUCUAUGACCAGGGAAAUAUUAAAAAACA
Molecule: messenger RNA, 1909 nt
Organism: Sinocyclocheilus anshuiensis
Lineage: Eukaryota; Metazoa; Chordata; Actinopteri; Cypriniformes; Cyprinidae
Product: mitochondrial ubiquitin ligase activator of nfkb 1-A-like
Exons: 5
Coding region: 147-959 (270 amino acids)
Biological process (GO): protein ubiquitination; organelle organization
Molecular function (GO): ubiquitin-protein transferase activity
Source: RefSeq, a predicted model, not a curated record